CCAAAAAGCGACAAUCUUCUCUCCCGACAUCGAGGACCACCCCGGCAACCACAUCAAAAUGGUGAGUACCUUUUUGAACACUGCGUUAAGAAAUACGAGGAGGAAUUGUUUUUCGUGGAUCACGGAGCAUCACACUCGUCCAAAGGGACCGGAAUGGCUUGCGUUAUGAUGGCAAUCCAACGUCCUGCUGUGUGCCUGUGUGGCCCUUGUAUCCCGGAUUUUCGACUGCCACCGUCACCAGUUUUACGACCCGUGCCCUGUUCUUGAAAGAAGGGGGAAAAUUUUGUGUUUUGGAAUCAGGAAAUUUGGCUACUGGACUGGAUUGCUGAUGGGUUUUUUUUUCUUCGAUCAGGUCCGUUACGCUGCUCAGGAUAUUCCGGCCGCAAAGAGCGCCCGCGCCCGGGGCUCUUACCUGCGUGUCAGCUUCAAGAACACCCGCGAGGCCGCCCAGGCUAUCAACGGCAUGAAGCUCCAGCGCGCUCUUACCUUCCUCGACAACGUCAAGAACAAGACCGAGGUUGUUCCCUUCCGACGAUUCGCUAGCAGCACUGGCCGCAACGCCCAGACUAAGCAGUGGGGUGUCGCCCGUGGCCGCUGGCCCGUCAAGUCGGCUGAGUUCCUCGUCGACCUCCUCAAGAACGCCGAGGCCAACGCCGACACCAAGGGCCUCGACACCGGCAACCUUGUUGUCAAGCACAUCCAGGUCAACCAGGCUCCCAAGGGCCGCAGACGUACCUACCGUGCUCACGGUCGUAUCAACCCCUACAUGACCAACCCCUGCCACAUCGAGCUCAUCCUUACCGAGGCUGAUGAGGAGGUCCAGAAGGCCUCCGCUAUUGACCGCAAGGCCCACCUCAGCUCCCGGCAGCGUGGUGCUCAGAUCCGCCAGGCCCUCACUGAGGCGUAAGCGGACUGGGUGUCGGGGAGGAGUGAAUGAAGUGGUCAGAAUUUGAAUGGGAUAGCCGGAGUUUUUCUGUUGUACGGAACAAAUACCUGGUCACGGAAGAAAAUACAAAAGAUUCUUUCAAACAAAAGAAUAUAUUCCUCUGAAAAAGCUAUCCGAUCUACAAGAUUUACAGGCUGAGCGACGGAAAUCAGUCUAAUUUUUGCACUGCAUGGCGGACCUUGUAUAACUGUUUUUUACCUGGAUUCGGCACAAUACAGCCACUACCACCAAUGAUCUCUUUCUCCUAGAGCACCAAUAAAGGCUAAGUAUGGCUUUUUUCCACCUUUCC
Aspergillus versicolor CBS 583.65 is the source of this 1235-nucleotide messenger RNA. RefSeq names its product 60S ribosomal protein uL22 (gene rpl17). Lineage: Eukaryota; Fungi; Ascomycota; Eurotiomycetes; Eurotiales; Aspergillaceae. The transcript is spliced from 3 exons. Gene Ontology annotation, molecular function: structural constituent of ribosome. Gene Ontology annotation, biological process: cytoplasmic translation. Gene Ontology annotation, cellular component: cytosolic large ribosomal subunit; ribosome. The record is from RefSeq and is a predicted model, not a curated record. The coding region runs from base 329 to 907 and encodes 192 amino acids.